AAUCGAGGAGAGAGAGAUUAUCGUUAAUCCAUGGCGGCUCCGUCGCCGUCUUCGCCACCAAACCUCCUCUCUCCGCCACCAUUCCGAUCUCCCGAAGCUUCUUACUUUCUCCGAACCUGUUCAAAUUUCUCUCAAUUGAAACAAAUUCACACCAAAAUCAUCAAACACAAUCUCACUAACGAUCAAUUACUUGUUCGUCAGCUCAUAAGUGUUUCUUCUUCCUUCGGAGAAACCCAGUACGCUUCUCUCGUCUUUAAUCAACUUCAAUCUCCUUCUACGUUUACUUGGAACCUUAUGAUACGAUCUCUCUCACUCAAUCACAAGCCUCGUGAAGCUCUUCUUCUCUUUAUCCUUAUGCUCUCUCAUCAAUCACAGUUUGAUAAAUUCACUUUCCCUUUUGUUAUCAAAGCUUGUCUCGCUUCUUCUUCUCUUCGUUUAGGUACUCAAGUUCAUGGUUUAGCUAUUAAAGCUGGGUUUUUUAAUGAUGUGUUCUUCCAAAACACUCUUAUGGAUCUUUACUUUAAGUGUGGGAAACCAGAUUGUGGACGUAAGGUGUUUGAUAAAAUGCCUGGGAGAAGUAUUGUUUCAUGGACUACUAUGCUUUAUGGUCUUGUAUCUAAUUCUCAGUUAGAUUCUGCAGAGAUUGUAUUCAAUCAAAUGCCAAUGAGAAAUGUUGUUUCAUGGACUGCGAUGAUCACUGCUUAUGUUAAGAACCGUAGACCCGAUGAGGCAUUUCAGCUCUUUAGGAGAAUGCAGGUUGAUGAUGUUAGGCCUAAUGAGUUUACGAUUGUUAAUUUGUUGCAAGCUUCUACUCAACUUGGAAGCUUGUCUAUGGGAAGAUGGGUUCAUGAUUAUGCUCAUAAGAACGGUUUCGUGCUUGAUUGUUAUCUUGGAACCGCUUUGAUCGAUAUGUAUAGCAAAUGUGGAAGCUUGCAGGACGCAAGGAAAGUCUUUGAUGUGAUGCAGAGUAAGAGUUUAGCGACUUGGAAUUCGAUGAUUACUAGCUUGGGGGUACAUGGAUGUGGUGAAGAAGCUUUGUCUCUGUUUGAAGAGAUGGAAGAAGAAGCAAGUGUAGAACCAGAUGCUAUCACUUUCGUCGGUGUCUUAUCCGCUUGUGCAAAUACCGGGAAUGUAAAGGAUGGUUUGAGGUACUUCACACAGAUGAUCCAAGUUUACGGUAUCUCACCUAUUCGGGAACAUAAUGCUUGUAUGAUCCAAUUGUUGGAGCAAGCGCUCGAAGUGGACAAAGCUUCUGACUCCAUGGAUUCUGAUCCAAACUUCAAUUCUUCAUUUGGUAAUGAAUACACGGAUCGAGUGAAUGAAAGGCACGAAACUCCGAGCCAGCAUCAGAUUAUGUUCUCCAAGUGGGAUACAGGCCGAUUUUGAAGGUUCAGUGUCUCUUGACAUAUAUUUUUUUCGUCUAUUAAACAGAUUCAUUGAUCAUCUUUGUAACUAUAAAAGAAAAGCUCCUGCAAAAGUAGUGUUAUGUCAUGUACUUGUAAAAGGAAUGGAGUUUAGAUAUGCUUAAGCAGUGAAAAUAGUAAAUUCGAUUUGUAAUA
This is a messenger RNA of Arabidopsis arenosa, 1559 nucleotides long. The record is from the annotation of a GenBank genome assembly. NCBI's taxonomy places the organism in Eukaryota, Viridiplantae, Streptophyta, Magnoliopsida, Brassicales, Brassicaceae.